AUGCGGCAUGUACAGUUUUUAAUUUUAUUUUUCUCCAUGUGUAGUGCCCGACCUGAACCUCCGUCUAGGUACCAAUACCCAGCACCAGCAGGGCAUGGUUCUAUGACACAGGCAAUCCACGGUUCCAGAAAUGGGGGCGAUCUUUUUCAAGGAAACAGUAUAUUGUCAAACAUGCUAAUGCAUGGAGAAGAAGGUUAUAAUUCUGGUAAACCUAAUCAACCUGAGGCCUUACAUAUAGUUUACCCCACCGCACAACCUGGAGCAGCGCAAGGUGGAGUAGCAGCAGGAGGAGGUUAUAGUUCAGGCGCACCUAGUGCAGCUCCAGGUGGAGGAGGAUAUAGCUCUGGAGCUCCUAGUUCACCUCAUGGAGGAGGUUAUACCUCUGGAGCACCUGCUGCACCAUCUCAUGGGGGAGGUUACAGCUCUGGAGCACGUAGUGCAGCUCCAGGUGAAGAAGGAUAUAGCUCUGGAGCUCCUAGUUCACCUCAUGGAGGAGGUUAUACCUCUGGAGCACCUGCUGCAUCAUCUUAUGGGGGAGGUUACAGCUCUGGCGCAUCUAGUGUAGCUUCAAGUGGAGGAGGAUAUAGCUCUGGAGCUCCUAGUUCACCUCAUGUAGGAGGUUAUACCGCUGAGGCACCUGCUGCACCAACUCAUGGGGGAGGUUACAGCUCUGGCGCACCUAGUGCAGCUUCAAGUGGAGGAGGAUAUAGCUCUGGAGCUCCUAGUGCUUCCCAUGGUGGAGGUUAUAGCUCUGUAACACCUAAUGUACAGUUAGGUGGAUCAUCCCAAGGAGGCUAUAGCUCUGGAGCACCUAGUGCAUCUUUAGGAGGAGGUUACAGUCAAGGACCUAGUGUUUCAGGGGGUUCAAAUGCACAAGGAGGAGGAUAUAGCUCUGGAGAACCAAGUGGAUAUAGUUCUGGAGGACAUUCUGAGUUUAAUGGGGGAGGUGCUCAGCAACAGCAAAAUCCUUUCCACCAGGAACACCAAGGAGGUAAUCAAGGACAAUCUGAAGCAAUUGGAGGUGGAGGUACCGAAGUAUUUAAACAUGUCUACUUCCAUAUACCUCCUGCUGAACUAGAGAUAAAACCAGCACAGCAAGUAGUAAAACCUGCUGCUGCCAAUCAAAAACAUUAUAAAAUCAUUUUCAUAAAAGCGCCAUUCUACCCUCCACCGGCAGCUCCAAAGAUUUCUCCACUGAAAAUAAACGAAGAAAAAACAUUGGUAUACAUUCUGGUAAAACGUCCGGAAGCACCGGAAGACAUAACGGUUCCAGCACCGGAACCAACACAACCCACCAAACCAGAAGUAUACUUCAUCAAGUACAAAACGCAGAAAGAGGGUUCCGGGAGAGAAAAAGUCGUUAGUAAAGUAGAAGAAAUGAUCAAAAUUAACACAGGCUCAGAUGAAAAUAACGAGUCAGAACCAGAAAUAUCGUCAUACAAACCUAAAAGUAAUGGUAAAGAACCUGGUUCUAAAUACGGAGCACCCAAACCUAAUUACGGAGUACCCAAAUCAAGAUCGCUCCGACGAAGGUACCAAGAAUCUUAA
Molecule: messenger RNA, 1548 nt
Organism: Brassicogethes aeneus
Lineage: Eukaryota; Metazoa; Arthropoda; Insecta; Coleoptera; Nitidulidae
Source: the annotation of a GenBank genome assembly